GCAAUAGUUUCUCUCUAAUUUGGCGAAUUCAUUCAUAGCAAAUUGAAAUUCCACCGAAAGUUCCAAAACCCUUUUUUAGAAAAAACCUGAUUUCAUCAUCAUAAUCCCAAAUCAAUCUCAAAUAUUCUCUUCAUCUCUCUCUCUCUCUAUCUCUCUUUUUCCCCAACAGCAACGCGUUAGAAUUUUACUUUCUCAGGUGAACAAGAAAGUUGGAAUCUGCUUAUCCAUAUUACCGAACAUCUGAACAAAAGAGGGAGGGUGCUGGUUUGCGGAGGCAUUUAAACUUCUGCGAGCUUAGAAUCCUCUCUCCUUUUUUAGAAAGCAUAGUCUUUGGCUAGUGCUGUUGGGGGUUUCUUUUUCUCAUAGUGUGAAUGUAGCUCAAUCGAGAUAUUUUAGCGAUCUUUUGUGUUGAGAAGUGCUAGAGUUUUAAUCUGAAAGAGAGGAAGAUUUUGAAGCUGAAAUCAUGGGCUCCUUUUGUUCUUGUUUGAGUGUUGAUGAUUUGGAAGAUUAUAUGAAUCCACAUAGCCAUGUUUACCGAAACUGCGUGUGCGCCGGUUGCUUCCUACAAAACCUUUUGGCUGUUUAUGCAUUAGUAUUUCGUCGAGGGGACAUGCAAGCGCUUCCUUCAUCUGUACAGGGGGCAGCAUCUAUGACGAAUUCAGUAUCACUUGAUAAUUCUCUAUCUGACAUGUACCGUUCUCCUCCAAGACCGCUCCCUUAUGAUGCAGACCCUAGGUUUUUCCGCUCACAGCACGACAGACUAGUUUCAAGACGUGAAAAGGGUUCCAGUCAUUUGAACGAGGAGUCAGAACUUCUAAGAGGUGAUGUGGAUGCAGAUACAGAAUCUUUUAACUCGAGCGGUAAAUGGAAUGAAUCCACCGGCAAAGAUGGAUCGAAAGAAUACCGGUCCAAGUCCUCAGCUAGACUUUCGUCAGCAAAACUUACAACUGGAGCUGAGCUUGUGUACCUAUCAUCAGAAGAGGAGGAUGUUUGUCCUACUUGUCUUGAAGAAUACACCGAAGAGAAUCCGAAAAUAAUGACAAAAUGUUCUCAUCAUUAUCAUCUUGGUUGCAUAUACGAGUGGAUGGAAAGAAGUGACAGCUGUCCUGUUUGUGGGAAGGUGAUGUUAUUCGAUGAAACGACUUGAUCUUAUGCGGUUGGUUGGUUGGAUGUGUGUUUUUUGCCGUCGGCGACGUCGCAUCGGAAGGAAAGUGAAAAUACAAGUAUAGACAUUGUGAAUACAUCCAUCCACACUUAUCAUGUACAGUAAUCAAUCAUCUUUAUAAGUUUCUAUUAACCAUCAUGAUUGUAAGUUUGAAUUCAUCAUGCUGUUUCCACAUUUAUGCUUUCCUCCUUUGCCAAAAUUUGCAAGGAAGAGAAUAUCAAAUUUCAGAUUGGAACUUUGUCAUGGUUUCAACUUUCAGAGUUUUCCUUGUAAUGGAAGGAGUUCUUUGUUUUUCUUCUC
Messenger RNA from Vicia villosa (hairy vetch), 1465 nucleotides. RefSeq names its product E3 ubiquitin-protein ligase At3g02290-like. Lineage: Eukaryota; Viridiplantae; Streptophyta; Magnoliopsida; Fabales; Fabaceae. Bases 464 to 1147 code for a protein of 227 amino acids. The transcript has 5 exons. Gene Ontology annotation, molecular function: ubiquitin-protein transferase activity. The record is from RefSeq and is a predicted model, not a curated record.